This is a messenger RNA of Anas platyrhynchos (mallard), 3106 nucleotides long. RefSeq names its product GC-rich promoter binding protein 1 (gene GPBP1). The record is from RefSeq and is a predicted model, not a curated record. Gene Ontology annotation, molecular function: DNA binding; RNA binding. Gene Ontology annotation, cellular component: nucleus. NCBI's taxonomy places the organism in Eukaryota, Metazoa, Chordata, Aves, Anseriformes, Anatidae. Gene Ontology annotation, biological process: positive regulation of DNA-templated transcription; DNA-templated transcription.
GGGAAGCCCCUCCCCUCCCCGCCCCUCCCCUCCCUGCCCCUCCCGGGCGCGGCGGAGCUCUCGCGAGACCCUGCGCGCGCGGCGCUGUCGCGGCUGGGAGCGGCGCCAUUUUGGGAGCGAGGCGGGCGGUGUGCGUGUGUGCGCGCCCGAGUGCAACCCGGAUCGCAGCGAGAGCCCGGGAUCUUCGCAGCCCUUCUGCUGGUAGGGGGGAAGAAGGGUGGAAGGCGACCUUCCCGUGAAAGCGGAGAGACGCCGGACGCCGCUCAGGGAUUAUUUGUCCAAGUGCUUCCUCCUGCACGGGCUUCUGAAGCCAUCAGUAGGCAGCUGGGAAAGUGAAUCGGAAAUUCGAAGUCGUGAGCUUUCUAGAAGUGCACAGCACCUCGCCCUCGGACGCUUUUGUCCUCACGGCAUGGAUACGCGGCAGAAUUCGUCGAGUUUGGAAUGCUUCAGCUGUCAAAUAAAGUGCUUUUAGGUUUUUAGUUACCUUUUUUCUUCCAAGCAACGUUCUGUCUGAGUCACAGGCGUAACUGGUUUUGUGGACUGGCUCCAGGUUAAAUGUAGCCUGAGUCACUGUGUAGACGUUACUGAAAAGUUUCAUGGCAUAUAUUUUUACCCUUAUUUUAUUUUUCAGGUUUUCUGACGUAGCCUUUUGUCAUUUUACAUUGAGACAUAUUUUCUAAAUGAAGAGUCUAACAGAAGUUUGUUUAUCAUUUUUUCUUUUAUAUUUUAUUUAAUAUUUUUGUUGGAAAAUGUUGUUGCCAAUAAGCAAUAUGGCGGUAUCCAGAUAGCUGUUGUUUACAAAUGCCUCUGCUACCUGAAGCUAGGAAAUGCUCCUCAGCUCAGAUGUGAAAUUCGGAUUUUCAGCUUUACAGUUGGUGGCAUAAACAGUGUAUUUAUUUCACCUGGAGCUGAUGAUUUCAAUAUCGAUAUGUACAUGGAAUAGACAAGAGAAGAAUCCUUCAGAGAAAAAACAAGACUUUUAAGUCAGAGACUUGGAAAAUUUUGGAAAUAGCCUUGCAGAAUCUGUAAGUAAGAAGGAUGGGUAGCUGAUUCCUGUGAGGUCAAAUCUAUGUCAAACAGCUACGAAUGUAAUAUCAACAAGAACUUGGGAUAUUAUCUCAAGGAAGACAAACUGGAAAAAUACAAAUCACGCAGUGCUAACACCUUGUGCAGUCCUCUUGGAUUAGGUGUACUUUCAGCUGAAUUGCUACUGCCUCAAAGAAAAUCAAGAUGGACAGAACAACUUAAUUCAAAAGGACUUGCCAUGAGGUGCUGAAGCCUUGUUUCAUUGAUUCGGAGAGACUGGACCUAAAUGGCGCAGCAUGACUUUGCUCCAGCCUGGCUUAAUUUUCCUACUCCGCCAUCGUCAACAAAGUCAUCACUGAACUUUGAGAAACAUUCUGAAAAUUUUUCAUGGACAGAGAAUCGUUAUGAAGCAAAUCGCAGAAGACACAACUCUUCAGAUGGAUUUGAUCCUAACAUUGGACGGCCUAAUGGAGGGCAUUUUGGAAGAAAAGAGAAGAAUGGUUGGCGUUCACAAGGCAGAAGUGGUACAGAAAAUAUAAACCAUCGUGGGGGAUACCAUGGCGGAGGUUCCCGCGCUCGUACCGGCGCUUUCCACUGUGGAAAAGGCCAAGGACUGCAUGAAAACAAUGUACAUGUUAAUGAAACUGGGAAGAAGGAAGACAAAGAAGUACCUAAACAGUUUGAGGCUGAGGAUUUUCCAUCGUUGAAUCCUGAAUAUGAGAGGGAACCAAACCAGAAUAAAUCAUUAGCUGCAGGUGUGUGGGAAUAUCCUUUGAACCCUAAAUCUAGAUCUCCCAGAAUGCUGGUCAUUAAAAAGGGCAAUACAAAAGAACUGCAGAUAUCUGGAUUUCCUGUAGUAGGAAGUCUUCAUUCACAGCCAGUAAAAAAUGGAACUGGCACAAGUGUUUAUAAAGGAUUAAUCCCUAAACCUGCCACUCCACCCACAAAGCCUUCACAGUGGAAAAGCCAAGCAAAAGAAAAUAAAGUUGGAAAUGCGUUUCCUCAUGAAUCUGCAUAUGGUAUUGGCAAUUUCAUUCCUUUCAAAUCAACUGCCAAGGCAUUUCCUGUAUCACAAAAUUCAGUGAAAGAGUGUAAUCGGUCAAAUUCUUCAUCCCCUGUUGACAAAGUUGGUCAGCCUCGUUUAACAAAAUUGACAAGAAUGCGAACUGAUAAGAAGAGUGAAUUUUUGAAAGCAUUGAAACGAGAUCGAGUAGAAGAAGAACAUGAAGAUGGGAAUCAUGCUCGGCAAGAGAAGGAUGAUGACUCCUUUAACUUGUGUAACAGCAACAGUCCUCAUCAUGAGAGAGAUAUAAACCGAAACUUUGAAAAUGAAAUUCCUCAAGAGAAUGGCAAUGCUUCAAUUACAUCUCAACAGAUCACUCGAUCUUCAACUUUACCUCAGGCAGAUGUUCUUUCAAGCUCGCUUGAGGCAGAGCAUAGGCUGUUAAAGGAGAUGGGCUGGCAGGAAGAUGCAGAAAAUGAUGAAACGUGUGCUCCACUAACAGAGGAUGAGAUGAGGGAAUUCCAAGUCAUCAGUGAACAGUUACAGAAAAAUGGCCUCCGGAAAAAUGGCAUUUUGAAAAAUGGCCUCAUCUGUGAUUUUAAAUUUAGCCCCUGGAAAAACAGCACUUUCAAACCUGCUCUGGAGAAUGAUGAUUCUGAGACGAGCAGCACUGAUACAUCAGAUGAUGACGAUGUGUGAAGAUUUCUGUACCAUCUGUAGAAGCUUCUUUUGAUUUCAUGAGAAUAUGGGGAUGUAUUAUCAAAAAAAAAAAAAAAUUAAGUUAUGUAGUAACAUACCCGAUUAGAAGAAGAGUGAUGGGACUUCUCUCUGAAGAAAGCAAGGAAUGUUGUGUUGGGUGUGUUGAACAUUACUAUAUUUCUUUGUUAACGAAUGUUGUAGAAUGAGGACUUGGGUUGCCCCAGCAUUGACUUUCUUCAUCACUGCAGCAUUUCUGACUAGCAAUGUGACAAUGUAACAAAUCAGACUUUCUCAUUUAAUAAUAAAAACAAAAAGAAUUGUGUAAUGUCUUGCAAAGCUUCUGUCUUAAAAUGUCCACAUAUAAAAGGGGGAAAAAAG